AUUUAAAUGUAAAUAUUUAUAUUUUGCUUGGUUAUUUUUAUUAUUUAUUAAUUCAUUAAGUUUACAAAGAAGUGAAUCCAUUGUGUCACGUCUUAUAAAAUCUUUUUAAUAAUGUCUGAUCCUGCUUUGCUUUCAACAGUAGCAAAUCUGUUGAGGCCAGCGAGCAAAGAAAUUUCACGGGGUAAAUAUAAACUGUGCCUAUCCACCAUUUAUUUAAACAAAUUGAACAAGGCAUUUGACGAUAAUAUUUCGGAGAUUUCAAAUGCUUCUGCAUCAUCUUUUCAUCUCACUGACGCUCAAGCUUCAUUGCAAAUAGACUUACAAUUCUUGUUUGGUCUGGUUAAAGGAACAUUGGCUUUAAAAGUUAUCCCCGAUCUUGUGGAAGAUGAAGGAGACAACUCUGUGAAUAUACAGCUAUUUCAGAAAGUCAAGUCACUUGAAAUUCAUAAAAUCAACAUCAAACAUGUCUUAGGACUACAGAAGCUGAGAUCUCACUUAGAAGAUCUCAUUUGCAUGUAUAGCUUAGAGGAUUUGGAGGAUGUUCUUGAUAAAUGUGGAGGUGACUCCAGCCACCACAAAUUUGGCUGGGAUGGUCUUAAGAGAGCAAAUUUCUCUCACAACAAAAUUAAAGAUAUUGGGAGAAGUUUUGAAUUUACUCCUUGGCUGCAAGUCUUAGAUCUUAGUCACAAUGAAAUAAAGAACUUGGAAGUUAUUGAUCAUCUGCCAAAUUUAAAGAGCCUGAACCUAUCCUAUAAUAAAUUGGAAAAAGUUCCCUGGUUUAAACUUUGUAAAAGGCUACAGGUACUAGUUUUAAACAACAACUUUAUAGAGGACAUAUCAGGACUUACAUCUUUAUCUGGGUUAUUUCUCUUGGAUCUCACACACAAUUGCAUAAACCAUCAUUCCUGCCUUAUCUCUAUUUCCCAGAUGGACUGCUUAUAUACUAUAGAUUUGAGGGGUAAUCCUAUUUACUACCACCCGAUCCAUCGAACCUUAACUUGCAACUAUUUAAAUAAAAACACUGCUAGCCUAAACUUGGUUUUGGAUAAUAUUCCGUUAACAAAAAAUGAGAAAUCAUUAACAGGCUCUUUAUAUCCACUGUCUCAAGGUUCUUUAGGUUCGAAUGGCAGUCAUUCCUUCCAGAAUUCAUUUGAACAAUCCAUGCAGGAUAGACCAAAGAAGGUUAGAAAUGUGGAUAUCUUAGAAGGAGACCAGAUAAAGAAUAUUAAAAAAAAGAAUGAUGUUGUUCCAUCACCUAGAAGUGCUGAUCAGGGCUAUUUGAGUGUAAAAAACACUAUUACAAAGUUACGAGAAGAGCAUGGAGAUAGUUGGUUAACAAGUCAGUCUGGCGGUGUGGUUCAAGACGUCCUAAAUAUUCCAGAUUCUCCUAAUAGGACGUCUACUCCUUUAAAUAAAACCGACAAUAAAAAUGAAGAUUCAAUAGAAACAUUGAAAACAAUUGAUACAGAAGGUACUAAUAAUGAUUCGUUUCUUACUUGUCAGACUAAAAACGAGGAUGAAGAUACAAAAUCGCAGGAUGCGUCUAUUUUUUAUUCAAUUGAAAAAGAAUCGAAUAGUUCAUCGUCAGAAGAUGAAGACUACAGUAAUAUUUUUUAUAGUGGGUCAAAUCCAGAUGUCGAAGAUCUCUGUAUUGUCGUAACGGAAACUCAACUAUCGGAACGGGAUGCCGUCACAAGUAAACGAAGAGCAAGGUGGCACAUAUGCGACAUCAAAUCAUGCCAGAAAGGUGAGAAUGAAAAGGAAGUAAAGAUAGAAUUUGACUCUUCCCGAGCCGAUAAACGAUCGAGAAUUUACUACAUACAAGAAUCGGAACAUUUCGUUAAACUUAUUCAUGAAAGCAUGGAAAAGAAUAAAGUGCCCGACCAACGAACCGUUUAUCAGUGCAUAAAGUGCAGUCACAAUUUCUCGAGGAUCAAACUUCCUAGAAGUGUUAUUGUCGAUGAGGUUAUAACCUGUCCUAAGUGUGAUAGUAAUUUAGUGGUAGAGUCUUAAUACUUAUAAGGCAUAAAAUCAUUUGUCAAAAUUUACUAUUAUAUAAUUUUUUAAAUAAAUUGCUUUAAAAAAUUAAGUAAAAGAAAUCACAGUGCAAUCUUAUGUUUUUUAUUAUUUACAUUCAGAUAAUUUAUAUUUAUUAAGCUUUUAUAUGAUUAAUUUUAAUUAUUUAGACUGAUAUAUUUUAUUAUACUGAUUAUAAAGAUAAAUGUAUAUAAAAGGCUUAUUAUAUAUUAUAAAUACUAGAAAAUUGGAAGGAGCACAUAUUGUAUGUACAUAUAUAGUUGUAAAAUUGCAUACAUUUAUAUAAAAUUAUUAUGUUUAAUAAAGUUUAUGUUUAAUCUUGA
Anthonomus grandis grandis is the source of this 2360-nucleotide messenger RNA. Its product is annotated as serine/threonine-protein kinase 11-interacting protein. The record is from RefSeq and is a predicted model, not a curated record. NCBI's taxonomy places the organism in Eukaryota, Metazoa, Arthropoda, Insecta, Coleoptera, Curculionidae. The transcript is spliced from 5 exons. Gene Ontology annotation, cellular component: cytoplasm. The coding region runs from base 112 to 2013 and encodes 633 amino acids. Gene Ontology annotation, molecular function: protein binding.